UAUAUGAAUAUGUACAUUUACUUCAGAACUGUAAAAGAUGAUGGGCGUCUCAAAGAUAUCCUUUAUUGUACUGUUAGUAGCAUGGAGCGUACAGGUACCGUUUCUUGUAGGCGAUGCUGAAGGUCUCGCCUCUAAGUCUGGAGGGCAAGAGCCCGAGACCCGAGUGGUGGGUGGCAAAGACGCACCCGAAGGCCUUGUGCCACAUCAAGUCGCUCUUAAAACAAAAGACGGCUGGACUUUCUGCGGUGGUGCUGUCAUCUCCGACAGAUGGGUACUGACAGCUGCCCACUGUGUCGAAAGUCUUAAACCAUCAGAAUUUACCGUUGUAGUUGGUACAUUAUCGAGAACGAAAGGUGGCACAACGUAUGAAAUAAGCAAAGUCAUUGCUCACAAAGAACAUCACAAGCCAAAUAGAUUUAAAAACGAUAUUGCUGUUGUAAGUACGAAAAAGGCCAUCGAAUUCAACAAAAAGGUUCAGCCCCUGCCAUUACCCACAAAGGAUAUCACGUCUGGAUUGUCGUGUAUACUAAGCGGCUGGGGUAAACUUGGCUCUAGACAGUCAGUGCCUGACCAAUUGCAGUAUCUGUAUGUAAAAACUUUAACAGGCGUCGAGUGUAAUAAGUACUUUAAAGGAAUCACAGUCACUGUUGAUGCCAGCCAGAUGUGCACCCUUAACAAACGUGGAGAAGGAUUUUGCCAAGGUGAUUCAGGCGGCAGCUUAGUGUGCAACGGCACCUCAGCCGGCAUCGUGUCCUUCAACAGUCCCUGUGCAACUAAUUUUCCUGAUGUGUACGCUAACACGUACAAUUACCAUUCUUGGAUAGAAGAAAAUACUAAAUCACCCUAAGUAUUGUCAUUUAUAAAUUGUCAUAAAUUUCGUCGCACAAAUUA
This is a messenger RNA of Pieris napi, 891 nucleotides long. RefSeq names its product chymotrypsin-2-like. The record is from RefSeq and is a predicted model, not a curated record. NCBI's taxonomy places the organism in Eukaryota, Metazoa, Arthropoda, Insecta, Lepidoptera, Pieridae. Gene Ontology annotation, biological process: proteolysis. The coding region runs from base 38 to 847 and encodes 269 amino acids. The transcript has 6 exons. Gene Ontology annotation, molecular function: serine-type endopeptidase activity.